This is a messenger RNA of Balaenoptera musculus (blue whale), 494 nucleotides long. It is a transcript of the gene PAGE4, whose product is annotated as PAGE family member 4. The record is from RefSeq and is a predicted model, not a curated record. The transcript has 5 exons. NCBI's taxonomy places the organism in Eukaryota, Metazoa, Chordata, Mammalia, Artiodactyla, Balaenopteridae. Bases 89 to 400 code for a protein of 103 amino acids.
GUUACCCUGCUUACCUCCGAGGCUUGGGCUUGGCAGGUGGAGACGACUCCGCAGAAGUCGCGUUUAAGUGGCAACGAAAGUGUGAAAUAUGAGUGGACGAGCAAGAUCAAGAUCUAGAGGAAGGGGAGAUGGUCAAGAGUCUUCCAAUACGGUUGAACCUGUGGUUGCCCCAAAACUAGGUGGCAAAAAAUCUCAACAAAAGGAACCACCAACUGAGAAUGUGGAUAUCGAACCUGGACAAGAGAAAGAAGGAGGAACUUCUGUGGCUCAAGGUGCAAGCCAGGAAAUGGGUCUGGAAGAGACUGGGGGUGAGCACGGAGAUGACCCUGAUGUGAAGGGGAAGAUUCCACCUAAUCUAGUGCCUGCUAAAAUUCCAGAAGCAGGUGCUGGACAGUCAUAAGUUAAAAAGAAGACAAGCUGAAGCCAUAAAUGCUGUUGUUAUAUUGAUAAUUUGGCUUAUUAAAUUCUCUCAAUAAAGUUUUACAGUUUUCUCG